Molecule: messenger RNA, 1394 nt
Organism: Tribolium madens (black flour beetle)
Lineage: Eukaryota; Metazoa; Arthropoda; Insecta; Coleoptera; Tenebrionidae
Gene: kin17
Product: DNA/RNA-binding protein KIN17
Exons: 1
Coding region: 152-1318 (388 amino acids)
Biological process (GO): DNA replication; DNA damage response
Cellular component (GO): nucleus
Molecular function (GO): double-stranded DNA binding
Source: RefSeq, a predicted model, not a curated record
AUCUGUCAAUUUGACAUUGACGUUUUGUCACAAAUUGUUUUCAAUUUUUGGAAAUUUUGUGAAUUUGUGGUCUUAUAAAUAAGUGAUUGAACGUAUAAAUAUACCAACCAACUUUAGUGUUAGCGUUUGAAGUGUUGCAACUUUAUUCAAAAUGCCGCGAGCAGAGUUCGGUACCCCCAAAUACAUCGCCAACAAGAUGAAGGCAAAAGGUCUUCAAAAACUGCGAUGGUACUGCCAGAUGUGUCAGAAACAAUGCCGAGACGAAAAUGGUUUUAAAUGCCAUACCAUGUCCGAGUCUCAUCAGCGACAACUUCUUCUAUUUGCUGACAAUUCCAAGAGAAUCAUUGAUGACUUUUCAUACGAAUUUGCGAAGGAGUAUUUGCAAAUUUUGCGACGUCAGUUUGGUACAAAACGUGUAAAUGCAAAUCGGGUGUAUCAGGAGUAUAUCUCUGAUAGAAAUCACUUACACAUGAAUGCGACAAGGUGGGUCACUUUAACUGGGUUUGUGAAGUGGCUGGGGAGAACUGGCAAAUGUUUGGUGGAUGAGACGGAAAAAGGAUGGUUUAUCACAUACGUUGAUCGUGAUCCCGAAACGAUAGCACGCGAAGAAAAGAAAAAUAAAAAAAUGAAAAUGGACAAGGAUGAUGAGGAAAGAACUCUGGAAUUUGUGCAGAAGCAAGUGCAAUUAGCUCAGGAGCGUGGUCAAACGAAAAAUGAACCGGUAUACACAGAGCUAGUAAGAGAAAAUGAAGAAGAAAAAUUGAAAUUAGAUCUUAAGCUUGAACCACCACCGAAAAAGGAAGUUAAACCAGUUGUUUUCACACAAUUAAAACGUUCAUUAGAUGAAGGAACUUCAAAAAGCACCGUUAAGAAAAAUAAAACUGAAAACCGGAAAAAGACAGCUUUGGAUGAAAUUAAAGAAAUUGAAGAGAUCAAGAAAGAAAAGUCCAACAGGAAAGAUUACUGGAUUACAGAAGAUAUAGUAGUUAAAGUUAUGACAAAAUCAUUGGGUGACGAGUAUUAUAAACAGAAAGGUGUCAUAAGAGAAGUGCACAACAAAUACAUAGCAAUAGUGAAAUUGUUUGAUAGUGGACGUAAAUUAAAAUUAGAUCAAGAACAUUUAGAAACUGUCAUUCCAGCUAUUGGAAAGUUAGUCAAAGUGGUGAAUGGGGCAUAUAGGGGAGAAACAGCGACUUUGCUUUCUAUUGAUGAAAAAAAAUAUUGUGCUGAAAUUAAAAUCGCAUCAGGGUUGUUAAUGGGGCGAACGUUGUCAGGGGUUCAGUAUGAGGAUAUUUGUAAACUUAAUGAGGAACAAUGAUUUAGUUUAUAAGCAUUUUUUGUAAAAUACCUACUUAUGUAUGUAACAAAAGUUAUUAAAUAUAAUUUUAUUUUAU